GGAUCGGUCUUAAAAAUCGACACCACACAUAUACAAACACAGAAACACACGCACAAAUCUAUCCCACCAUUAUAACUGGGGAGAUAUACCGUUAAAAAAAAUCCGGUCGUUAAUUUCCGUUCAUUUCCGCCGAAGAGGACCGAAGCGGCGGGGGCGACGACAAAGACGCGCCUUUCGAAAAAUAAAUAAAUAAAUAAAGUUUUCAAUGCGAUCGGACAUGAUGUUUUUUUUAAAGAAACGCGAGUGCGAGUGUUGUUGUUUGUUAGUGAGUUGUAAAUAGUUUGCGGAUUGCUGAUGAUAUUUUGAUUGAAGCGCGGGGCCCCCCAGCACGCGGGGAAUUCCGGGUAAAGUGAAUUGAUAUUCAAAAUGGCGGAUGGAGCGUCCAAAGAUGAAAAGCCAGAAUCGAGAAUGAGCAAUCCGUCAGAGUCUAUCAAGCCUUCCUUGGAUGGCAAUGAAGGGAGCACAGGUGCCCAAACAAAUGGAUUGGAUUUCCAGCGGCAGCCCAUCCCAACAGGAGGCCCCCUCACAACAGCACAGGCUCAGGCCUUAUUGGGACAGCUGCACCAGGUUAACUACAUAUCAGAUGUGAUGAACAGAUGCUUAUAUGUACAACUUGCUGGAACAACUUUGCAGCCAACUGCUUCACAAACAUUAAAUUUACAGGUAAAAAGUGAAGAAACAGGGGAUUCUACUUCCCAGCAAACGACAACCCAGCCUUCGCUGCAACCAUCUUUACAGACCACCCUUCCACAGACGCAGCUUAUGCUUGCUGGCGGGCAGAUCACUGGGCUAACAUUGACAACAGCGCAGCAACAGUUGUUGCUCCAGCAAGCACAGGCCCAGCUACUGGCUGCUGCAGUUCAACACUCAGCAAAUCAGCAGCAUAAUACCACAGGAGCCACCAUCUCUGCCACAGCAGCAACGCCUAUGGCACAAAUACCCAUCACUCAGCCAAUCCAAAUACAAGAUCUGCAACAGUUACAACAGUUACAGCAACAAAACUUGAAUCUGCAACAGUUUGUUCUGGUGCAGCCAGGUCACCCUAUUACCACAAACUUGCAACCGACGCAGUUCAUCAUCUCGCAAACACCACAGGGACAACAAGGUCUCGUACAAGCCCAGAAUCUUCUACAACAACUACCUCAGCAAAGCCAAGCCAACCUCCUGCAGUCUCAGCCAAACAUCACCUUCACGCAGCCAGCAACACCGACACGCACAACGAUAGCAACAACUCCUAUCCAGUCGGUUCAGCAGAGCCAGUCAACACCAAAGCGCGUAGAUACUCCAAACAUCGAAGAACCUAGUGAUCUUGAGGAACUUGAACAGUUUGCCAAGACGUUUAAACAGAGACGUAUCAAACUCGGGUUCACUCAGGGUGAUGUAGGUCUUGCCAUGGGAAAACUCUAUGGAAAUGAUUUUAGCCAAACCACAAUCUCUCGUUUUGAAGCCUUGAACCUCAGCUUUAAGAACAUGUGCAAGCUCAAACCAUUGCUUGAAAAGUGGUUAAAUGAUGCAGAAAAUUUGUCAGUAGACUCUGCACUGUCAAAUCCCAGCUCCUUGACUUCUCCAGGUCUGGGAAUCGAAGGGCUGAGCCGCAGGAGAAAGAAACGCACCAGCAUAGAGACCAAUGUUCGAGUGGCCUUAGAAAAGAGUUUCCUGGAGAACCAAAAGCCUACCUCGGAGGAGAUCAUGAUGAUUGCCGAUCAGCUGCAGAUGGAGAAGGAGGUGAUCCGAGUCUGGUUCUGUAACAGACGCCAGAAAGAGAAGCGGAUUAAUCCACCCAGCAGUAACAGCGGCACUACCACUUCUACCAAAACAAUUUUUCACAACCCCACCUCCAUGGUGGCCAGCACUAGUAACCUUGUGACGAGUAGUACACCGACUACUCUGGCUGUAAAUGCAAUGCAGAUGCCUGCAUCCAGUGCUGGUGUGACCAACUUCAGCAUUUCAGGUACAACUGCAUCAGGGACAGCUCCUACAAAUGUGGCAUCUGUAAUCACCGGCCUGUCUUCUGCAGUUUCUACAUCAGCAGUCACUUCUCCAUCUCUAACCCCUUCACCAUCAGCAUCCAUUUCAGUGACUGAGUCAUCUAGCAGCAGUGAUGCAAAUACCACACAGUCAACCUCAACUGGCUUAGUAAAUCCUCUGUGCACAAGCCAAAUCACGGUGUCAGCAUCUGGACUGCAGACAGGUGCUAAUGCGCUACAAGCAGCAGCUGCACAAGUAUCCACUGCUGGUCUUGCCACCAAUCCAGGCUUAGCUGCCAUGGCUGCUGCUGCAGGACUAGCCAAUCCUGCCCUAAUGUCAGCCCCUCAAUUCGCAGCUGGAGGUGCCUUACUAAGUCUGAAUCCAGGGAGUCUUGGUGGUGCUCUUGGCCCAGCAUUAAUGAGUAAUAGCACAUUGGCAACCAUUCAAGCGCUUGCGUCUAGUGGAACACUUCCUAUAACCUCCCUUGAUGCCAGUGGAAAUCUGUUGUUUGCCAAUGCAGCAAACCCAGGGGGUACUCCAAACAUCGUGACAGGCCCUCUCUUUUUGAACCCACAAAACCUCUCCUUACUCACCAGCAACCCAGCCGUAAGCCUGAUAUCUGCUGCCGGGACGACUGGACAUGCAGCGAGUCUCCAGAUGGCCUCUAUGUCAACUGAUUCCAGCCAGAACUCUUCAUUCACUGUGACCUCAGCAGGUGGGGCCACCAACACCACCAAGGCCCAAUAAGACGUACUCCCUAGAGUGGAUCAUUUAAUCCAGUAAUGGGAUGUGUAGUUGGCUGCUUCCAGCAAAAGCAAAACUGAUGUUUGCCUAAUUUUUUUAACUUGCUUGUUUUUCAGGAUUGUGUCACAAAUGACAAAAAAAAGACUUCUACCAAAAAGGAAACACGUAAAUAUUUAUCGUUUCAGACGGUCGUAACAAUAUAGGAGUCAUUAACAAUGCAUAGGCAAGGGUUCUGUCUCCUUUAGUAUCUAUUUUAUUAGUUCUUUUUAAUUGUGUGUUUAUUUUAAUUAGGUCUGUUGUACAGGCCUUUUUGUUUCAUAAAGGUGUUUAUAUCAUGUAUAAAUAGCAUGGGUUUCUUUAACUGGUACAGUUUAGGCAGGCCUGUACCUGGAAUGCUUGUGCAUCUUUUUUUUUCUCAAGUGUAUACUGUUAAGAAAAUUACAUUGGGUUUUAUUUUUUUUUCUUCUUGUUAAUGUCUCUUGAAUUGUCUUCUUUCUUUAAAAAAAAAGGUUGUUCCUUGUCGGGUACACUGUAGAUUUAUGCACCGUUUGUAUAAAGUGGUUUACUGUUGGUUAUUUUUGUAGGAAAGAUUCAAAGUUAGAUGCUUUGAGCAAAAGUUCGCAAACUGAUGGUUUUAAAAACAUUCUUGGUUUUUAAAAUGGCUUACUAUGUCUGUCCUUCCUAAAUGUAAGGGUUGGGUAUGUUAGCAAAUGUCACACCAUCAGCGAUAUUGAUCCACACAACCAAACAACUGGAAAUGGAGAAUACUUUAUUGUCAGUGGAUCGCGGGUAUCUUGUGAAGCUUUUGUCUUUGCUCAGAUACUGAAACUAGUUGAAACCAUCAUGGAAUAUGGUAGAGAUGAGCAAACUACAAAUAUGCCAAAUCAUCUAUAAAAACAAUUUGGAAAAAUUCAUUAUUUAGUUUCCCAAAACUGAUUUAUUUAUAGAAACUAAAUAAUCUAUGUUCCCAUAGAGCUUGAUAAUAUAUCUAAUGUUGGCACAGUUUGGUGUUUGUUUAUCUUUAAGGGAAAAUAGGGUUGUUUUGAGACAAGAGGCUUACAGUAUGCACAGUAUGGCUUGAACCAUUGCUGUAAGCAUAUUAAAACCAAAAAUUAAAGGACUGGAGUAGAGCAUUGCAGUUCACAUGGAAUAAAAAUGGUGCCUGUCAUUUUCUGCAGUGGACUUGUAAGAGAGCAGCAAGGUUUACAUUACAAGUCAGAAUGAUUGCUGUGGCCACACUGUCCAGCAUUCCCAAUUGGUUAAUGAGCAACAUGUUUAAUUACUCGGUACAUGUGAACUUCCUGCUGAGUUACCCACGGGAAACAAAUGCGAGGUAGAAAGUUCUUUCGUUCAGCAGCACAUGAUAUUUUCUGAUAAACGCAGCUGAUUCUUUAACAAGUAACAUGCUUGAACCGAAUAAGUGUUCUUUCGGACAUCCCUGAGCUCUGUUGCUGACUAUUCGGUCGUAUUGCUGCACUGUGUGUGUCUUAAGUAGGUAGUUGAAUUGAUGUUAUAAUUGAAAGUCACGUGGUUUAAUGUUGUUCUUUAUGCUAGUAAUAAUAACAGGGCACAGUUAAACCAGUUUCUAACCUUAAAAGUAAUGACAGCCACCAUUUUUUUCCUUGUUAGUAACUACAUUAAUCUCCUUUUCAAGACACAAAAUAUGCAGUUCUGGUAGGGUUGCACUAUCAAACUGCAAAUAAAAUGAAUAUGGCUGCCUACCAAAUAUGGACAGCUAUUAAAAGCUUGAACCAAAGUCAGUUUUACCUAGCUGCUGUACCAAUGACAUUGUUUGCAUGAGUGCAGUUAAUAGGCAUCAGUAAUUUAGUUGCUCCUGUUCAUAGAAGGUAAACAGUUACUAUUUUAUACUUUUUAAUAUCAUUUUUCAGGUAAAGAAAUCUUCAAACAUGAACUUUACAAUUUUGCAGGAUAGUAGUCAUUUUGUCAAGAGUCUGGUGCAACCAGUUUUCAUUGGGCAAUUCAAAUUUACUGGAUGGCUAAAUGUAGACUGGUGUUAGUGAUAUAAAGGAAGUUAAAAAUAUUCCAAGUUGUACAAACCGUCAGAGUGUCUAAAUGUUCCAAACAGAUCCUGUGACAGAUUAUACUGCUGCAGUACUUGCAUCCUUCUACUUUAUGUACUCAUGUACUAUUUUCACUGAAUAUUCAAUCAAAUGUUAAAAGAAUGUUGUUACUUUCCUAAUAGUAGAUUCUGGACUUUGGACUGAUGGGACAUGUUUGGACCCCAUGCACAAAUGUAAACCAAAAUCCUUUAGUCCUUCAAGGCAGGUAUUUAACCAGGCCAUUCUGUAAUCCCAACGCCCACACAAAUCAUACUUAGGAUACUUCUACCCUCAUUACUGUUUUCUGUCAUUGCUGAACUAUGCAAUGAAGACCAGUUGCCUACAGACACAUUGGUGGCAAUAAUAAAGUGCAUUGCAUGUGAGGAGCAGGGAAAAGAUAUCCCCACAAUGCUGAGUGUCUGAAUAAAGGUGAAGUGCUUUUCUAAAGAUGAGACCUUCGCUUACUAAUAUACUUGCUUGGUAGCAUGGCUCAAGUAUUGAACGUCAGUUGCUGAGCUAGCUUUUCAUUUAGGGAAUUACACAUAGCACAUAGAAAGUAAAUUGGCCAGGUGAGUUAUAAUACUCAACCCAUGCUGAUGUUAGCCUAAUGUAUUUUGGAGCUUUUAUUGCGUGCCAUUUCAUGUUAAACAGAUGUGAAUUAAUGGAUAAAACUGAUUCAUUGAAUAGCAGAAAGCUUUCUGCGAACCCUUCUUUUGAUCCUGAUUUUUUCUGCUUACUCCAUAAAUAGCAAAUGUUCUAAAAAGCAGCGAGAAGGAAAAUAAGCAUAAAGCUGAGAUGAUUGUUUCAAGUUUAAAUGCGAGACAAAACUGAAUGCUGGUCAUUGAUGGUGGUAGUGAAACAGAAGUGGAGGGAAUGCUCCGAUAGAAAUUUUAAAAUAAUGCUUUAUAGCUGACCUCAGACCACAGUUGAUAUUUUAAUUUUGAACUUAACUGAGCUAGUUCUAAUUCUUUGUUGUUUCCCUGAAUAAGAAACAGAAAAUAAGUUGCAGUAAAGUUUUUAAUUUUAUAUUCCUCUUUGGAUUAAUGUUUUGCUACAGAGGUAGUCUUAUAUCACUGCAUUAGUCCGUUGCAAAGAAAAUCCUGCUUUUAUUUGUGAGAUGUUGGAAUUUGAGGUUGAAGCAAUCAAACCAGGAUUUUCUUCCAGGAUUAUGUUUGGCCCUUGUUAGAGCUGACUAGUAUCAUUUGCACCAACUCUGUAAAUGUUAAUGGCUUAUGAGACAUUGAGUUAUGCCAAUAAAAAUUGGUUGCAUUAGUAGGUUUUUGGAACUAAAUGAUACAUUGGUAAAUAUAAGGAAUAGUUUUGAAAAGCAAAAUUAGUCAUUUUAGUUACUUGGCAACAAUUCAGAGCUCUUGUGGUUGCAAUGGUUACAAUUCAUGCUCUCAACUGAUCAAACUGCCAUUUAUGCCAUUGUCCCGUUUUGUCAUCUUUCCAUAAAAUAAAGUCAGACACAUACUGAUUUAAUCCAUCAAUCCACUUGAAUCAAAGGUGACUACUGCAUUUCAGAUCAGAUAAAAUUGGUAAAAUACAAGUUGCUGAUUAAGGUGGGACAUACUUCAUGAUAAAUGAUAAACUAUCCAUUUUUAAAAUAUUGAAUUCUAGAAGUGCUCUUACUAAUAAUUAAUUAAUUUACUCUUCAUGGAUGAAUAUUUUACCCAUGUUUCUAACUUUAUUAUCUGUUUUUAAGAAAAUUCUAAAAUGUUGACUUAAUCUUAGUAACUUAUUUGCCAUAUUUCUUAAAACAGAACUUUUUUGAGGCAUUUUUGUUUUAAAAGCGUAAGAUGCUAAUAGAUUAAAUUUCAAACUAAAUAUGUGAAAUCCAUGAACAAAUGCGAAUAACAUUUUGUGAUUGAGGCAUUUAUAUUAUCAAAUUCAAAUGCACCUUGUUGGCUUUGAGACAUUUGUUCAAGUAUUCCUCCUCUUCAGAUAGUUGAGAGAAGUGAAUUUCAGCACAUUUCUUGAAUGGAGUCUAAAACUGGUCCUCUGAUGCGAUUGUAUAUUGUCAUUGAGGAUGCACAGAAAAAUAGUUUCUAAAAUAAACUGGAACUAAGUGUGUCCAUGUAUCUAUCUUCCACAUCCUUGGAAUAUACCAUUUUAUUUGUUGUAUAAAUACUUGAAUCUCAAAAUUUUAAUUACCCAGUAUUGAAUGCAAUAUGUGUAUACAUUUAGCAUAUUUUCAGUGCAUGUAUAUGCUGUUCCCAGAAUUUUAAGUAGCAAGCCUUUGACUUUGAUCUUCAGAGGCUUAAUCUUAACCAAAUUCUUUGAGAUGUGUAAAUAUUUAUUGGUCUAAGCCAAAUAAUUUGUAUGUAUAUUGGGCAUACAUCAACAUUGCACCAUUAGAAUCCAAUUUAAAUGUCUUAGUUUAGGCAUCAGAAUGGGCCAUAGUUCCAUAGUCAAAGUUUUAUUGCGCAGUUGCGAUACAACAGCAAUGUCACAUUUUAACUGCUUGAUCAGCUAAGGGCUAAUAAAUUUCUAAACGUUAUUUUGGUUUAAUGUUCUGUCAUAUGUUAAUGUGUCUUUGUUCUAAUAUAACUUUACAAUGGAAUUAAUAAUUUGUAUUGUUUAACAAAUCAAGUGGUCAUUUUUAUUUUAUGUUUGUUCCCUAACUUUAAAUCCUCUUAUUUGGCAAUAUGACCGGUUUGUGUCAGAAGAUCACUUUUUGGAAUAUCUAAGGUACUGUUGUGCUAUAAUUACCACAAAUUGUCAUGAUAGCUGUCUUCAACCAGGUGAAAGCAGUCACAGUGUUCCUGUAAGAAGAUACACCUUAUCCAGUUCUCACAAUUGACUUGCGUGAAAGGAGCAUGUAUGCUUACAUGCACUUUGAUUUAUAAAUACUGUUUAGAUCAUGGUUUAUCACAUAGGAGCUAGGAGCAGGAAUAGGUAAUUCAAGCCUGCUCCACCAUUUGUUAUGAUCAUGGCUGAUUUUAUCUUGGCUCAAAUUCAGUUUCUGCCCACUUCCUUUUAAUACAUUACUAAUUAAUAAUUUAACCUAUCGCCUCCUGAAAUUUUUUUAAUGCCCUAGUGUUUAAGACUGUAUGAUGUCAUGAUUUUGACAGACUCACAACCCUUUGAGAGAAAUAAUUCCUCCUCAUCUUUGUUUUAAAUCUGCCACCCCUUAGCCUGACUAUGACCUAUCAUUCUAGAUUACCCCAUAAGGGGAAACACCUAUUCUCCAUCAACUUUGUCAAUCUCCCUUAGCAACUUAAAUUCUCAAUUAGGCCUCCUCAUUCUUCUAAACUCUAGUUGGUCUAGGCUCAAGCUGCUCAAUGUCUCCUCAUAAACCAAGCCUUUCAUUUCUGGAAUUAAUCUAGUGAAUUAAUCUCGUUGUAGUAAUCUGGUGAACAUAGCUCUUUUAGUUUAUAAAAUCCUAAUAGACAAAAUGAAAACUUACUUUAUGCAGAUUUGUAAUACUUCUGUGUAGUGUUUAAUCUCUGUUUCACACUUCUGUUUUAUACUCCAAAACUGAUACACCCACAUUGCUCCCUGUCCUCAAAAAUACAAAAAAAACCGAAAACGUAAAAUGCAAAUUGACUGUGGAAUUGGCAGUGCAGCUCUGUUGAUGGUUUAAUUCACUAUUUGUGGCAAUAGCUUAUUUCUUCAAGUAUUAAUUGAACUAUUGAACCAAGAGCUACUGAAUAAUGCUUUGAAAAAAAUCAACUCUUUGCUACAGACAUAACUUAUUUUAUUAAUGGUUAUUUGGUAAAAAUAUUGUAUAGGACCUGUGUGAUUUGAUGAGGUUCACUUCUGAGCACAGCAUGUAGAAAUUGUUCUACAAUACUCCAUAAAAUUUGUAGUAUCUUUCAACAAUGAAGGAAGCUGUUUGGCCUUUGCUGUCUAGCUUGCUUCCAUCAUCUUUCAGGCAUUACCUUCGAGAUCAUACCCUUGCAUUAAAAUAAAAUUCUAUUCCUCUCUGAUUCUUUUGCCAUUUAUCUUAAAUAUCUCUUCCCAAUUAGCAGUGAUUUUCUUUCAUGGUAUGUAACACUGCUACUGGGAUGAUGCAUCCCUGAUUAUCAUAGAUAUAGUUGUCAUAGUAGAUCAGGUUGAGCACCAUAUUGGGGAACCACAUCUUGGGAUGAAAGGAGAAAAUUGAUAUUCCACAUAAGUUGCUUACAGUUGUGUUUUCUUUUGAGGUUUGUGGAGCUGUCAUGAGCUCCUUUCUGAGACUUAUAAAGCAUUGAGUGGAUCCUGUUGAAGUAGUAGGGAGACCAAACGUUAAAGAGAAAUAAUGUAUUUUCCCCAUUUAAUGUGACUGAAGUUGGAGGUGGGAGAUCCCAUCUGAACAUACAAUUAUCCUCCUUAAAUUUGUUCAGUAAAAAGAAAUAGCUUUACACUAUUUGUGCAAACAUUUUCAUUGACGGAUGAGACAGAUCUUGCACCCUGUAGGUAGAAAGUGAGCAAGCUUUUUUCAAUCAUUGCAAUCUUUCCAUUAAGAAAUACCUCAGCAUUGCAUAGCAUUUACAGGGUUGCUUUGCAAAGCAAAAACUAUUCCUGGUGGAUAGAAUUGUGGAUUUAGAAUGUAGAUGUUGAUUUUUGGGGGAAACUUUUACUUAAAGGAACAUGCUCAUGGAUUUAAUUUCUCUCUUGAAAAGGUGAUCUUGAUAACUAAAGAAACCAAUUACUCAUGAUUCUGUUUGCCAAAGCAAAUGCCUUCUUUUGCGACUCAAUUAAAAUGUGGCCUAAGUUUUAGCAUGUGUCACUUCACUAUUUUUAAGCUAGUUAAGAUUUGUAUUCUACAUUUGUAAGCAGUACCGUACUGUUUGUUUUCACCAGCCUUUUGAUAGAAAGGGGUUAAUUCACCAGUGUCAGGGUGGGAGAGAGUUCCACCAUAAAAAGGUGUUUCCUUAAGAAAAGGAAGAAGUGAACAAGUUUAUUGAAUGUAAUGUUUGUCACAUUAAUAGUUGAGCAAGUUUUUAAACUUCGUUAUUAUUAUUGUUGAUAGCAAUGCUGAAAAAUUCAGGCUAGACCAAAAAUAUAUCCUGCUCCUUGCACCUGCUUGACUGACCAACAAACAAUUAAGUUGAUAUGUGGCUGCGGUUGCCUCCAGUCAUUUAGUUUGUGCUUUAGAAUAACAGAGGCUUAACAGUUUGACAGUCCCAGGUUUCAGUUGAUAGAAUGAGAAUUUUCAACAAUUUGACAGUAAUCCUGAGGUAUCAAGGUGGAUUGUGUCAUAUAUUUGGAUUCAGAAGUAGUCAUUAUUCACAUAUUUGGAUUCAGAAAUUGCUAUAAAGCAUCAGUAACAUGAUUUAACUGAUUUAAGGUAAAAUUCUGUACUAGCAAAUAUUGGGGGUGUGCAGUAAUGUUCUUUUGGUGCAGUGAAGAUGGGUUGUCCAUGUAGCUGACUCUUUUAAGUCGCUGAAGUGGCAACUUUGUCAAUCUAAUCUUUAAUAUAUGAGUUUCAGCCAAUAACUAUUGUCAGUAAACAUUUUAGCUACACGAUUUAUUGGUCAAAUUAAUAAUAGUUAACUCUAUACUUUCCUGUCUUUUGCCAGUUUCUUUUUAUAUUUCAUGCAAUUUAGCACAUCCUGCUAUGAAAACUGUUUGAUUGCAGUUUGAAACAGCUGGCCUUUUGAGUUUGGUUUGCUUUUCAAAAGGCUACUCAGUUUAUGUAUUUAUCUCUCUUUUUGUUUUCUCUUUUUGAUUUGCGGUUUUCUAUUCUAGCAAAGUGAAAAAAAAAUGCAUUAUAUUGCACACCCUUAAAUAUUAUCAUUUAUUGUGCCCCCAUCUAAAAGUAAAUGGCUACUAAGCUUUUUUUGCCAAUUAUUACACAAGUGUAGGUUUAAUCUCUAUAAUAUCCAAAGUUAUUGCAAAACUGGGUAUUGCUGUGGGCAGUUAAAAAUCCUGGGGCUACAGUGGUGUUGCAGAAGAACUACGUUUGAGCUUUGCAUAACAAAUGUCUUUCUGGUGUCAUUACAUAAAGCUGUAGUCUGGUAUUGAUGCUAGUCUGACAUUUGGGCAUUGAUGAUGUUUGCUCUGCUUUUUGUAGUAGAAAUUUAAAGUUGUACCAAGUUGGGCAUUAUAAACCUCCAGUUUAAAAUUGUGUCAAGAUAUUUGAUCGCUUAACUUGCCACACCAAACAAAGUAACUUUUGAGUUUUGUUUCCUUAAGUAUUCAGUUCUUUUUGCUACAGUUUCAGCUAGUUCGUGUUAUAGUAAUACUUACAAACCAUAAAUAGUGAAUAGUAAGUUUAAAGUAGGAAAGUCAUAGUAUCCUAUAGUAUGGAGAUCAGCAAAAGGUUUGUAAUAUUGCUUGCUGAAUGUUUCCAACAUUUUCUGGUCUUGUACCACUUGAAAUAGCUCCCAAACAACUAGUAAAAUAUCACUUUUUUUCUCCAGCUCUCCAUCUUUCAAAAGGAAAUUGAAAGUAUCCCAAAGCUUUUGGUCAUCCCUGGUACAGUAUUAAAAAUGUUACUCAGCUUUUGAUACUGUAUUCAUUUGAAGUGCCUGAUGAAAGUUGCAGCUGACUCUGAUCUAAAGAAGCUAGUGAUAUCUGAUCAAUUUUUGCUUUAUUAUGCUUUCUUUGAUAUACUCCUAAAAUAGUAACUAUAAUUCACUAGAGGAGCAGUGAAAGUUGAUUAGUAACUAUAAUUCACUAGAGGAGCAGUAAAAGUUGCUUGACCCUUCUCUCAAACACUCCAGAAAUUCUCCGAUCAAUCCAUUUCCUUUUUGCUACAAGCUAAACAGCUUUUCAUUUUGUCUGCUAUUUCCUGUGCAGUGAGAUCUGAUCUGUACAUCACAAUUUGCUUAUAUUUAAACUGUCUCCACAGUUAUCUAUGGUAACAAUUUAUAAUUAGUCAAACAUUUCAAUUUUUGAUAUGCAGAAUAUGCAUGUAAACUGGUGAUACUGAUGAUUUAUGUAAAAACAAAAGUUUUUCACUUCGCUCCAUGGUGAAUUCACAUCUGCUGUUACUCAUCUUUUUUCAUCCAGAAGUUCUCAAAGAAAGCAAAAUAAAAUUGUUAGCUUUUAAUUGGUAGAUACACACAGCUUCGUCACUGAUAUUAAAUUCCUUGCUUUGAAAUGAUGAGGAAAUGCAUGGAAACCAAUUGGUGGUUCAGUUAUUAAUUGUUGAAAUAUUCAAUUGGUAUCAUUAUACUAGGAACAGAUUAAAUUAAGGAUUCUGAAAGAACCAACGUUUGGUUACCUUGAGGUUUAUAAAUGCAAAAACAAAAAUUUUACAACUAGUCUGCUCUGAUGGAUUUUGCAGGUAGAAUUGAUUCUCAUUUUAGUGGCUGGUUUUGUAAAGAGCUACAUACUCUUAGAGAAUGAUGUAAAAUAGAAGUCUUAAUGCAUCCAUUCCAGUUAUACAAGAAGAGCACUUGGAACAAAGUAUGGGUCAGUUUGUAUAGUAAAUUAAUAAGUGAAGGAAUUCUGAGGAAGAAAAUGAAAUUCUGUUAGAUUUAUUCCCACAGUUGUUAUGAAUACCAGACAGGUUUCUGUACUUAACUUUGAUCUUUAUAGUAACCUCUUUAAAAUACUAUAUAUAACAGCCUCCACAUAUAUUGUGAAAGCAUCACAUCUGUAAUAGGACAAUCAUACAGUUAGUUACUUUUGUAAGGUGCAUUUGAGAUUUUGAAUCAGAAAUUGCUGAUAAAUGAAUGGGUUUUGUUUUACUGUUCUUCUAAUUAUUAAGAUUAACCAUACUAAUUAUGGUAGAAUAGCAACUUAGCUGCAAUUGAAAUUAAUUUCCUGGGGAAAGAAAUUUGACACAGAUAGGAAAAAUGACCCAUUGUAUUCCAUUACAUUUUGUUUAUCAGUUGAUUCAGAUACCUUUAAAAAUAUCAUAAUGGCUGACCAAAAACCACUAAUAUCUUGAUUUGCUGUUCCCAAAUAGAAGUUUAGAGACUUAAGUGUCUGUGACUGCGCCAGCUAUCCUAGGAAUUGCCCUGUCCGGUGCAAUGGUGAGUUUUGAAAUUGCAUCAUUUCCAAUUACAUCACCAGUGCCGCAACACAUUAUACAAUUGUUUUUGGUACUGACCUACAAGGAGGACGGAAAAUAUAUCGUGUCUGGUAGCCCAUUUACUUGAGCAUAGUACAGAUUUAAAUGGAAAUGCUUCAGGUUUGCAUUUGCCUACUCACAUGGUGUGAUUAUUUCAUUUUCUUCCUCAGUUGCUUAAAUGGUGCCGUCACCAUUUGUUCUGUGUACAGGAGCUGUUGUAUACCUCAUUUCUAACUCAUGACUGAGUAACUCGCUUUAAUCUCUCCCCUCAGAGUGGCUGAACCUGCUACUGAUUGUAUACUUAAACUGUAUACUUAAAAAGAAAUCUGGCAUGUAUUAGCACUAGCACAGCAGAAGAAUAACGGCAGUCAGAAUUGGCAACUAAAGUUAAAGUAGGCAUUGAGGUAUUGCAAUCCUUUAACCGUUCCAUCAUGUCGUUAACUGUUUUAUUGGCUGUUAAUUCCAUCCAAUCUUUCUUCCUAAAAUUUUUAGAUGAACUGUUGUUGAUCUAGCUACGUUUAAUGGUGUGAAGGCAACUAAGUGGUUUUCGAACUAGAUACAUCCGGCAGUUCAUGCUCUGUUAUGGUGCAGCAUGAGCAGCUUAUUGAGCUGACUGUCGGCUGCUUAAUUUGAGAACUGGUUAGACAUGAAGACAGGCAACCUCACCAUUCUUAGUGGAUGAGUUUAAUUAAUUGCAAACCUAGUUUUUCAUGACUGAAAAAGCUGUUGUCUCUUCUGAUUGAGAUAGACUAAUGAACACUAGCGAAGUGACUUUAUGAUGAAAUAACUUAAAUUCUGAAUACUAUAUGCAGCCUCUUUUCCAAUUGCUUAAGACCACACUUAUUAAAUAUAAAACUUACAUUUUAUGUACUUUAAAAAAUCAAGCAUAAUGUCUGAGUGAUUUUUAGUCAAAAAUAAAGACAUGGUACAUUAUAAUAAUUCUUCUCCUUGGCUGCAUCUGUCAGCUAUCCUGAGUUUCAAACAAAUGAAUGCACAGUUGUGCUCAUAGCCAAAUAUUGGUUGAAUAACAAGGGGCUGUUCAGUUUUGACAAUCUCAUAUCAGAUUAAGUAAUGGUUUUUGUCCAUCAUUAAAAAUACCCUGAGAAUGACACUCGCUGUCUGAAUGUAAAUGUUAGUGAUGGUCAUUCCUGCCAUGCUCAAUGCUUUUAUUACAUGCCAGCAACCUUUCAUUGUGCUGAUAAAACCAAAGACUUACUAAUGAUUGUAUGACUUAAAUUUUUAAACGUCUUCAGUCCUAAACUAAUCUUAUUUCAAAAGUAUGAGUUUCUUACAGUGACAAAAGAAUUGCAUAGAGCAAAAUAAAUCUGUUUCAUUCCAUCUAUUAAACAGUAGACAGCCUGCUAAAAGUGGAACACAUGUGCUAGUUGAUUGGUUAAAGGACUGGAGACUCCUGUGGUAGGGUUGGCUCUUCUGAGGGGCAUUUAGCCCUUUGGGCUGGGUGAUCUGAAUUAAUACACACUGAGGUGCUCUUCCGAACUGACUGUAACUGGCUGGUCGCUGCCGUUUCAUUUUGCAAAAGAAAAAUGAGACUAAAAAAUAUGUAGCUUGCUUACAAAGGUUUCAUAUCCUUUUCAUAAUACCACUGUGCAACUAUGCAUUGUAUUCCUCAACCUUGUGAUAGGUAGAGACUCAGUACUUUUUUUGUGUAGAGAAAGGUAGAUUUCUUUGUGUUCAGUGAUAUUUUUUGAGUACUAAAUGGGGGUUGUAGGAUCAUACAAGCUCUAUCCCAAAGCGAAAUACAAAUGUUAACAUUCGCCUAAUGCAGAUACCAAAGAUUUGUUUCUUCUUUGCAACCUUAAUUGUGUAUUAAAUGCAAUUACCCAGCAGGCAUUAGUCUAACCUCAGUAAUCCCAAAGCUUAGAUGUAUAUUUUGGUAUAUUUCUGGGAUAAAGGUUUUUUUUGUCAAACUCUUGUUCGUUUCAGUGUAUUGCUCUUAAGUCAUGGCAUGAGAUAAAAAAAAUCGUCUUUCUUGGUAGUUUAAGAUAUAGUAUUUUUGUAUGUUUUGGGUGUGUCUUUGUGUGUGAGAACAUAAUUGUUUUUCACUGCCUAGUUGUUCAUAGUUUUAAAGUGUACAUAUUAUCCAAUUUUGGACGUCCGCAGGCUUGUAUUCUUUAGAUGUAUUAUUUAUUGGAAGAUUUUUAAAAACAAAGUUUUUCAAUAGACAGUAUUCCUUUCUUAUACAAAAAAUAUCUACAUGAUAACCUUCAAAAGUUAAAUCACUUCUUGAAAUUAUGCCUUCAUCAUUCAUAAUAAAGUAAUUUAAUUUGGUGUAAUUUUUUCAUUAGGAAUGCAAAAUUUCCAUCGAGAUCAACCAACAUUAAAGAUGGUACAGCCUGUUGUUGAUGUAUAUUAAAUCUAAAAUUGUCAAAAUAAAGUGUUGUACUUUGCUUUUUCCAACAUUUUAUUAUUUUCAUUCGGGGUGUUCCAUCCCUCCUCCUCAUUCUCUGGUUUGGUUUGCCAAUGAGCUUCCUAAAGAGAAAUGUAAACUACUAACACUCAAGCAUAUUGUUCAGUGCAGGACUGAUGAGAAAGUUUAGAUAAAUAUAUAAUUCGCUAGUUCCACAUGACCACAUAAUGAAUGUAAACAUUCCUAAGAAUGAAUCUAAUGGUUUUAUCUAAUCAUAUUUGAACUUAGUUAAAUCAGGAAUUAUGGAAACCAUAGCAAAAGACUACUUUUUUGGCCUAAAAUGAUAUGUAGAUAUGAGCUUCGCUGGUCCUCUACAUGUGUUCUGUAGACGAAUCUUGUAUAUGACCAAGAAAAAAAGGGAUACUGUUGCUGAUGAAUACAUUUCAUGAUUUAUUAAUUCAUUAUGAAUGAAAAUGUGAAACAACUCAGAGGUUGUAACUGUAACGUUUUCAAUUGCGUUAAACUAUCCCCACUUGUGCAUGGUAUAUUUCUUGUACAAUAAGACUGCAGCACAGGUAACCUGCGGACGUCCCUAUAUCCAGUGCACCUUAAUGCAGUACCACAGUUGAGUGUGUUCAUAUAUACCCUGAUGACAAUUUUAUGUAUAAACUUCUGAAAGAAUAGAAAUGUCGGACCUUUUACCAGUGCAAAUAUUCCAAAAAAAUCAAUAGCUAAUGUGAAUUGCUACGAUCCUGUACUACUUGCUGUCAUUUCUCAGUGAAACCUAGAUAACCAGAUUUGUUACAAAAUGCCUGAAACAAAAAUUCAGUUGACGGCAAAUCUAAAGCUAAAGUAAACUUCCAACAUGAAAUCCUCAAAUGCUUGUUGCUCUGGGACAAGACACAGUUCUCCUAAAAUAAAUUCUGAAAAUUUCAGCAGUAACGGGAGAAUACUGUCAUAAGAGAAAUCUAAUUGGCACUCAAUUCAUCAAUGCAGUUUAUAUAAACAGUUGUUGUUACAAACCCUGUCGCGUUUUCAAGUCUUUUUUAGGAACUUGGAUAAAAGUUUUUUUUUAACAAGAGCAGAAAUUGUGAAUCUUUAAUAUUUGAUUAAAGGAAGAGAUGGUGCAGGAUAUUGCAAAAAAAAGUGUUUAAUCUUGUGGAAGAUUUUGUACUUGCUUUCCAGUUCCCCAGAUUUAUUAACAAUAAUUGUGCAAUUUUAAUAAUGUCUGUUUAAUUAUCAAACGAUUGCACUGAAUUUGGUCCAUAGAGAUUUGCAUCAGUCUAAAACAAAUUCAGUACUUGGUAAUAAAGAUAACUUCUUGUGAUGUUAGUCUGGAUGCAUGGCUUCAGAUUUUUCAAAAAACAUCAAAAUCUUGAUCUGUGACUGGAAACGUUUAACAGUGAUGAACUGAAAGUGAAAUUGCAACUAAUUUGCAUUGCUUCCCAUGAAAACCAUGAAACCCCAUUAUCCCCAUUUAAGAUUCUCCACCUGAAUAUGGGAAACUGUUGGUGCUGAGUCACCUAGAAAGAAUUGACCGCACUGUAGUAAUCUUGGAGAUUUUUAUUCAUCAACCUGACACAGAAUUGAUAUUACAUAGCUCUGGAGCGAAUAAGACUUGAACCUAGACCGCCUGUCCCAUAGGUAGGGAUAUCAUUACUGCACCACAAGGGUCCAAGUUUGCAACCUUGCAUCCUGCUUGUAAAUUUCACAAUACUUGAUGAAGGCUCCCAUAAUGCUCAUUUACUAUUUUGAAAAAAUAAGCAGUUCUUGCUAAAAUAGUGUAAGUGAAUUGGAGAUUUUAUAGUAAAAGUGAAUGGCAAGGCAAGGCAUGGCAUAAAAGAAAUUAACCUAUUUAGCAAGAGUAACAGCAUUACUUUAUGACCAUUUAAUCAUGUGCAAGUAGGGCUUUGCUUAAUAGCCAUUAAGCAUUAGCUUAUUGGUUUAACUGUUUCCUUGUUUAACAUUUUGAAAGAUAGUCAUAUAAAUGAGCUAGUCAAAAUUUUAGUUUUUGAUUGAUAGGUCUUCAAAUUCCUGCCCUUAUUGACACUUGGCAUUCAUCAACAAUUUUGUUUAUCCAGAAAAUGUUUUCUGGUAUUUACGACAAUCAGGAUCUCCCUUGCUUCUCGUCACCUGGAAUGUCUGCCCCAUUGACUAUAUGUUGGUAUGUAUAAAAAUGUUCAACCUCUGAAUAAUUUGAUUAUACCAACUAUCUUCAAUAAUCAUCCUAAAGCACUGAUCUAAAUACUUUUCCUUGCACUUGCAGGAUUUCUUCACUGUUUUUGUGAAGUAAUCUUCAAGGGAAAUAGUUUUUUAUAUAGGAAAAGUAAGCACAGAUAUCAUGUUCUCUUGGUAUUACCAGCAAUUUUAAAAUAAUCCGCAUGGAAUAAUUCUGGCAGGAUACAUGGUGUUAAAAUGGACCAUUGGUAAUUUAAUGAACCAUUAAAAAUUGUUUAAGAGGUCUAGUGUACAACUUUAACAACUAGCUUAUUUAACAUAGUUUCUAAGAAAAUAAAAUUACCAAGGUAAAAACAGGUGGUAAAAUUUGCACGUCUAGCCCGAACGUAUAUAUGAAAAAGCAAAUUGCCUUACCAUUCAUUUUCCCCUUUGCUGCCUCUAGAUGUCUAUCAGUAUCAAUUGGCUAAUAGAAAAUUUGCAAGUUGGCAAGAAUAUCAGUAAUGCCUAGUAUAUUUUAGUUAGCUAUUGUGAUCAUAUUUUGUUUGGUCAAUUCACCACUAUUUAAAUUGGCUAAAAGAGAAAUUUCAGUAGGAAUAAUAAAUGUAGUGUGAAUAUGAAAGAUGCAAAAUUAGGAACAAUUUUACAUAACCAUUUUGCCACAUUUAAAUCAACAAGACCCUUGCAUAUUUUUUAAUCCUGACUCAUAGUGGUAUUCAGAAUUGUUACAUCACAGGUUGGUAUGUUUUUAUUACUAAUGCACCAGUUUCAGUUCAAUCAACAGCUAACUGGGUGACAUUUUACUGUGAAUGUUUUUAUACAUUAAGUAGCAUAAUCCUUUGGAACAGUGGUAAUGGAAAAUUUAAAAUGGUUCUAGCCUUAUGGUUAGAAGUAGGAAUACAACAUGUUGUACAAAAUAUUUUUGAGGAUAAACUGGUGUGAAUACAUACGUCAUUGUAAUUUUCUACUGACACAUUGCAACAGUAAGGCAUUAUUGUUAAGCAUUGAUUUGUAUAUUGCUGUGUACUGGUAUAAUUUGAUGAACAUACAAUGUACAGUAUCAUUUCUGGCUCAUGAUAAACUCGGUUAGAAGUUCAAAGAGUAACAUUUGGGACACUGUAAGAACUAAACUGUCAGGAUAUUAAAUUUUAUGCUUUGACAAAUUUAGUUACUUGAUUUUUUUUUGGUGUUUUUGUUUAUUUCUGGUCCUACAUAUUAUUCCGUGUUUAGUCUUAGGUUUUCUCAAUACGUCGUUUGUGAUUUGCAUGGGUACACAUUUGUAGAUCUUUUCAGUUGUAUAUUUUUUCAUUGUAUAUUCAAUUUUCUAAAACAUUUGUAUACAUUUAACUGAAAGUCACUAAAUCGAAUCUUGAUGAUUUAAGGGGCCUUUAGUGUACUACUGAUGACUUUAGAGAAGUAUUUAUGACAAAUUUUGUUGUGAAUUUCUGGAAAAUUACUUAAUCUUUAAGGGAUUGAACAUUUUGAACAAUGCCUGAACCAACAACAGUAUUUGGAUUUGGCAUCAGCAAUGAAGCAAUUGAUUGCCUUUUUUUAAGGCAUCAGCAAUAGCUCAUUUCUUCCAACACUUAAACAUUUAGUUAUUAAAUAUGAUAUAAUGUCACUAUGCAGAGAUUAAUUUAAAAUUGAGUACCCCAUUGGAAAGUAAUGAAAGGAAGUAAUGAAAAUAAUACCAUUAACUCCAGGUAGUUUGACAACUAAUUUAGGUGCCUAAGAAGCUAUAAUUCAGCUUUUACAGAUUUUACUUUUUCAGCUUAUUAUUUUUCAGAUUCUUAUCUAUGUUUUCCUCUGGUCAGUUAACUAAAUAUCUGAUUGUUGGGAAUGAUCCUUCUUCCCUAACUGUAAAAUGCUUUAUUUAGUAAAUUCGUUCAUCAAAUGUAGAUAAAUCAUCACGCAACAUAUAGGUGAAAGUUUGAACUGGAACUAGGAAACUGUUUUGGACAUUUCAACUCAGGAGCCAGCAAAACAAACUGGUCUAAAUUAGCAGGUAAUACCUAUAACUGAAGACAAUUUUCCAUCCUUCACAAACAAGAUGUGACAACAACUUGCUCGAAAUUUUAAGAUUUUUUUAAGAAAAGACUGAUUUAGAUUAUUGCACAUAUUUCUGAUUUUACAUGAUACUGCCUGGUUUUAAGGUCAUGUUAAAUGGCUACUAGUCUGGUCUGCUGUACAUGCGAUAAAUAUUUGAGCUUUAAGAUGUUAAUUUAUUUCCUACCCCUUUAAUUUAAAAAUAUCUAUUCAAACAAGAACCUAUUUUUCUAAUUUAUUAUGGAACCGGAUACACAGCGAUAGGUAUUCAUGAUGAACUGCUCAAUUGUAUUAGAAAUGCAAAAUUUAACAAUAUUGCUUCUGUCUGCAUUAAGGUACUCUUUGGUUUUUAACUUCCCUUUUCAAAAUCUGUUCCAUUGUAUAGUGAGUAAUUACAGAUAAAGCUGUCUUCGAUAACUGCCAUGAAAGAUUUCCAUUGCAGCUAGAUUUUUUUGUAUUGUAAUGUGGUCAUUUUAUCUAAUCAUUUUGUAUUCAUUUUUGUAAUGGCGUCUCGGUUCAUUAAAAAUGACUUA
This is a messenger RNA of Stegostoma tigrinum, 19845 nucleotides long. RefSeq names its product POU domain, class 2, transcription factor 1-like. The transcript has 17 exons. Gene Ontology annotation, cellular component: nucleus. Gene Ontology annotation, biological process: regulation of transcription by RNA polymerase II. The record is from RefSeq and is a predicted model, not a curated record. NCBI's taxonomy places the organism in Eukaryota, Metazoa, Chordata, Chondrichthyes, Orectolobiformes, Stegostomatidae. Gene Ontology annotation, molecular function: DNA-binding transcription factor activity, RNA polymerase II-specific; RNA polymerase II cis-regulatory region sequence-specific DNA binding. Bases 367 to 2715 code for a protein of 782 amino acids.